AGUAUACAAAGAGCGGCUCUGUAUGUGUUGGAGAAUUACUCGAAGGAUUUCCCUGUCUACACUCUGGAGCCGAAUGGCCGAAAGUUGGGCAAAUCUCCUCGUCACUCGGAGGGGAAAGGCGUGGAUGGCCUGGGGCGCAGCACAGCCAGCCAAUCACAGCUCAGCUCUUCCAACUACAAAGACCGCUACUACGAAGACAUAGAAUACGAGCGCAAAAUCCGCAGACGCCGCGCCAGGCUGGUGGUCGCUGUGCACCGCGCCUUCUCUCAGGUGAACUCCUUGGAUGACAGCAUGAAAUCUUCCCAAGCUUUACCACCAAGAGAGACCGCCCAGAGCAUCUUCCCCCUCAUCGCGCAGUGCCUGCAGCGCUACCUCCGUACGACGCGGCAGGCCCACCGGUACACCAUGGAGGCCAUCAUCCAACACCUCAGCCAGUGUCUGACCCACAAUAUGUCCGCUCAGGCCUUCCUGGAGCAGUAUCUGCGGCCGGGGCCCACCUGCCAGUACCCCGGGGCCAACGUGGAUGAGUGGACAUUGCUGAGCGAGGAGUCGGUCACUGGGUCCCUGCACUCCUCUCUG
Staurois parvus is the source of this 579-nucleotide messenger RNA. NCBI's taxonomy places the organism in Eukaryota, Metazoa, Chordata, Amphibia, Anura, Ranidae. The record is from the annotation of a GenBank genome assembly.